Messenger RNA from Plectropomus leopardus (leopard coralgrouper), 1807 nucleotides. The record is from RefSeq and is a predicted model, not a curated record. Lineage: Eukaryota; Metazoa; Chordata; Actinopteri; Perciformes; Serranidae.
ACAAAUUUAAUGUAACACACAGCGAGUAGUUGAUGUGCGAAUGGUCAUUUUGAAAGUGAAGUAUUCUUUUAACGUUUAUGGAGGUCUUUAUUAUGAUAUAUGAGAUGAAUUUUACUUUCUUUACAUCAACAGGUGAAACUGGUUGGAAGCCAGUGGGUAAAGGGAAGGAACUAAAGGACCCAGAUCAAUUGUACAGCACUCUAAAAACCAUCCUCCAACAUGUGAAGAGCCACCAGAAUGCCUGGCCUUUUAUGGAGCCAGUGAAGAAAACAGAGGCUCCUGGGUACUACCAAGUCAUUCGCUUCCCCAUGGACCUUAAGACAAUGAGUGAGCGUCUGAAGAGCAGGUACUACACGACACGCAAGUUGUUCAUGGCUGACAUGCAGCGCAUCUUCACCAACUGUCGUGAAUACAACCCUCCAGAGAGCGAGUACUACAAGUGCGCCAACUUACUGGAGAAAUUCUUCUACACCAAGAUCAAAGAAGCAGGCCUCAUUGAGAAGUAGGAGAGAGGAAAAAGUUGAGACUGUAGAUGGCUAAAGUUAAGGCGUGAUGCAAAAGACAGCUACAUGCAUGAAGAAGGUAAGAAAAGGACUACUGAUUCGGGAGCGGUGAGGUUUCAGAAACACAUAUCUUACAUGUAAAAGGUGCGAACGGGUCUCAGAUCAUCACUCGUUUGAUGUUUGAUGCAUGCCGGCCCAGUUCCUGAAUCAGUAGCACAGACUGAUAUUAACACUGAAAGAAAGGCCACAAGGGAAGGCCUCACUGAAGGCCUGCAGGACUGUUGCUGACAUUGAGCAAAAGAAGCAUCGUGUCUUCAUAUUUCAUCACAUAUCCCAGAGUCCCAUGGAAUACCAGGACAGUGGAAGGUGUGAUAGUGAUACAUAUUAAACAGGACAGAAAGCUUCCAUUAUUUUUUUUGUGUUGGACGUUGGACGUUUAAACACAGAAUGACAGCUGAUUGGAGAUUCACCAUCCACCUUACUUUGUCUCUCUCCAUCUCUUCUUCUUUCUUUUCAUAGUUCAUCCCCAGCCUUUUUGAGUGUCUGCCUCAUCCUCUCAGUUGACUCAGGUAAAGAGCAGUAACCACAUUGACAUUGUAUUUAGUCAUUAUCCAAGUGUUACCUGUGAGGAACGUGACUGAGAGAUCAGGUUUUCCUGUCUAUUUAACUUCGUUCCUGUGAGUGUGCACAGCGUUAAUGAGGUCAAAGUUUGUCUGCGAUGAGUUCAUCCUGCCAAAAGAAGAGUACAUACUUUAAAUUUGUACAGAUUUUAAUUAUUUUAAAGCACUUCUACCCACUGUAUAUUUUAAAUGUGUAUAUAACAUAUAUUUUAUGUUUCAGAAAAAAACAAAUCUUUUUUCCCCCAAUAAGCCACAUAGGGCAGUUUGAAUAUCAAAAUGCACUUUUAUUUUUCCAAGUAUUAGGUUACAUGAAUAGCAUCUUUUCUUCAGAAUUUUGUUUUACAUAUAAAUUACAGCUGUUAACUAAGGACUAAUUCAAUUAUCUAGAGUUUAUUCUUAUUUAUGUUAUGUAAUUUAAAAGAAUUACGCUUAAGACAAGGUCUUAAUUUAUUUCUUAUUUUUGUCCUGCAGAUGGAGAUUGAUAACUUUAUACUUUGGAGAUAAAUGAAAAGAUUGUGCAAUACGAUGUAGUUUUGCUGUUUUGUAAAAAGGUGUUUGUACUUUUCAAACUUUAGGACAGAAAAUACAUUUUGUAAUAUGUCUGGGAAAAUUAUUUCAUGCUCUUUGUACAACUGGUUUUAAUGACAUAGUAUUAGCCUAUUUUAUAGACUGAAUAAAACAGAA